GAGAGAGAGGGCAACCCAUAGCCUCCUGGCCCCAGACAGCAGGGGCCAGUGCACAGAGGGCCAAGCAGCAUGUGGGAACUCCGCUCCAUAGCCUUCUCCAGGGCGGUGUUCGCAGAGUUCCUAGCCACACUCCUGUUUGUCUUCUUUGGCCUUGGCUCGGCCCUCAGCUGGUCGCAGGCCCUACCCUCUGUGCUGCAGAUCGCCAUCGCCUUUGGCCUGGGCAUCGGUACCCUGGUGCAAGCUCUGGGCCACGUCAGCGGGGCCCACAUCAACCCUGCCGUGACGGUGGCCUGCCUGGUGGGCUGCCAUGUCUCCUUCCUCCGAGCUGUCUUCUACGUGGUGGCUCAGCUGUUGGGGGCUGUGGCUGGGGCCGCUCUGCUCCACGAACUCACCCCAGCAGAAAUCCGCGGGAACCUGGCUGUCAACGCUCUCAACCACAACACAACGGCUGGACAGGCCGUGACUGUGGAACUCUUCCUGACCCUGCAGCUGGUGCUCUGUAUCUUUGCUUCCACGGAUGAGCGUCGAGGAGACAACCUCGGCAGCCCUGCCCUCUCCAUCGGUUUCUCUGUGACCCUAGGCCACCUCCUUGGGAUCUACUACACUGGCUGCUCCAUGAAUCCUGCCCGUUCCCUGGCUCCAGCCAUCAUCACCGGCAAGUUUGAUGACCACUGGGUCUUCUGGAUCGGACCCCUGGUCGGUGCCAUCCUGGCCUCCCUCAUCUACAACUACGUGCUGUUCCCCUCGGCCAAGAGCUUGUCGGAGCGCAUGGCCGUGCUGAAGGGCCUGGAGCCGGACGCAGACUGGGAAGAGCGCGAAGUGCGGCGGCGGCAGUCGGUGGAGCUCCACUCCCCGCAGAGCCUGCCGCGUGGCAGCAAGGCCUGAG
Castor canadensis (American beaver) is the source of this 886-nucleotide messenger RNA. It is a transcript of the gene Aqp2, whose product is annotated as aquaporin 2. Gene Ontology annotation, biological process: transmembrane transport; water transport. The record is from RefSeq and is a predicted model, not a curated record. Lineage: Eukaryota; Metazoa; Chordata; Mammalia; Rodentia; Castoridae. Gene Ontology annotation, molecular function: water channel activity. Gene Ontology annotation, cellular component: apical plasma membrane; plasma membrane.